GACAGCCCCUUUGCCCUAACUUUGGUGGCGGUUCGAUCCCUCCUUUUGCCCUAGCUUUGGUGGCGACGCAGAAGCUGCGAUCCGAGGCCGGAGGACGUCGGUUAGGGCGAUUUCAGUCCAGGUGUAUAGUAGAUGUGUUUGAGAGACACUCAACGUCUUUGUUGACCUCUGUUUGGUGAGUAGAGGUGAUAUCUAUCGUCAAAGGAAUCUCACACAAUCUCUUUUAAUAAAUAUGAACAUCUUUAGACGGGGGGGACGUAAACGAAGUUCACAUGGCCAUGCAGCACCUAGCAGUGCACCUACGCCUAUCCCUGAUCAGCCUGUACGACUAUCAAAUUCACCUUCGCCAGUACAGCCAGGACCAUCACAUCUCUCUACGCCAGUUCAAGCAGGACCAUCACAUUCCCCUUCGCGAGUACAUGCAGGACCUUCACAUUCGCCGUCGCCAAUACAUGCAGGACCAUCACAUUCUCCUUCGCCAGUACCUUCACCGCAAAAUUUGGCAGAUCCGGUUCCUACCAGAUACUCAUUUUCUGAGACCCAAGAUGUUCGAAUAUUUAUUGUCCCCUCCGGAGAUUCGUUCGAAAAUUCGGUACGUGUUGUUCACGAAAUUAAUCAAAUCGUGAAUAAUCAUUGGAUGGGGGAUUCUAUGUCUUAUUCAAGCACUCCAUCAUCAAUGAAAGAGUUAUGGUGGAGCGAGUUUAAGCGGAUAUAUAAUUGGGACCUUGCAUAUGAAUUCGAAAUUAAGAAGAACUUCAAGAAAAAAUGUGGCGAUCACAUUCGUCAUACUCUUAGUCAUGCUAAACAAAGGGGUAAAAAGCCACUUUGUAUCACAGAGGAUAAUUGGACUAAGAUCAACAAUUUUUGGUCUACCAACGAAAGCAAACAACGAAGUCAACAGAAUAAAUUAAAUCAAUCUUAUAAUUCUGGAGACUUCUCUGCUACAUAUGCGGGAGGUUCAAUUAAUAUCGAUGAGCAUCGACGCAGAAUGACCAAAGAUAUGGGGAAAGAACCUUCAUUCAUUGAAACUUUCACCAAAACUUUUACAAAAAAGGAUAAGUCUUGGAGUGGGGCUAGAGCAAAAGCAAUAAAGGACAAAUACGAUGAACUCGAGAUAGCACAUAGAAGUUCAUGUGCUAGUGAGGAAACUGAGUCAUCUGUUGGUAAUAAUUUGGAUUUGUGGUUGGAGGCUAGUGGAGGACAGAAAGGGGGAAGGAUAUUGGGAAUGGGUUCUUUAAGCAAAAAUCAUAGAGUUUCCCGUAAAUCCUUUUCCACCCCAACAGCAGUCACGACUCAGAUCAAUUCCUUGACUGAAGAGGUUUCACAUUUAAAGGGCAUAAUAUUAGAAAGAGAUGAAGAAAGAAGAGUUAGAGAUGCAGAAAUGAGAGCUCUCCGUCAACAACAAAAUUUAAUUAUGAAACAUCUUCAGUUAAGUUCCGCUCCUUCCGAUUUUGGUGACGAUGGCGACGAUGGUGGCGAUGGUGACGACGGUGGCGAUGGAUCUUCUUGUAUGAAUUUUAUUUAUCUCAUAAUUAGCAUUUUGGAAUGUUAGUUAUUCUAGUGUAGAUGUUUAUUUUUUUGUUAAUAAUACUAAUUUUUUUUUAAACAGGAUUGGUCAGACACAAUGAAAAUCAAUGUUGGAGUAACUAAAAAAUUAUUUUUUUGUUCAUAUAUAUUAAUUUCUUUAUUGUAAUUAUUGAUAUUGUUUAUAUUAUGCAGGAAGAAGAUGAAGAAGAUAGAGAAGAUUUAGUCAUAUUUCGGAUUUUGUUGAAAUAUGGAUGGAUUAGAACUUAUGAUGUUUGGAUUGUAUGGAUAUUAGAUCUUUUGUGAUGUUUAUAUUUUGAUGUAUUAUAUGUUUGGCUUGCAAGGAUAUUAGAUCAUGUUUGUAUUUUGAUGUAUCAUAUGUUUGGAUUGUAAGUAUAUUAGAUGAUGUUUGCAUUUUAAUUUAUGGAAUGCUUGGAUUUUUUGUGA
Molecule: messenger RNA, 1971 nt
Organism: Zingiber officinale
Lineage: Eukaryota; Viridiplantae; Streptophyta; Magnoliopsida; Zingiberales; Zingiberaceae
Exons: 8
Coding region: 233-1552 (439 amino acids)
Source: RefSeq, a predicted model, not a curated record